AUGAGGGACCGGCUGGCAGAGCUGCGGCAGCGAGCCGCAGCCGAAGGGGGCUUGCAUGAGGAUCCCAUGUGCUUCGACAACCCAGCCUUGGCUGGCGACGAUGCCAACCCCGUCAGCCAGGCGCUGCAGGAGGCGGCCAAGCUCUGGCAGGCGCUGGACCGCCUGGAGCAGCUCUCUGAGGGCAUUGACAGGAGGCAGCAGAAAGUUCUGUGCUGCACCUCCGAGGACAGCAUCUCCCGGGAGAAGAUGGGGCUCGGUGCUGCCAGAGCCACCUUCGCGCGGGAGGCCAUGGCUCUGCAGCCCCAGCUGGGGGCCCUGCCGCUGGCACCGGAGCGGGCACCGGGGCAGGCGAGCCCCCGUAUCCGCCAGACCCAGCUGUGGCUGCUGCUGCGCCGGUACCACGCCAUCCUCGCCCGCCACUACGCCCGGGAGAACCGCUACCGGCAGAGGCUGAAGGAGCAGAUCGAGAGGCAGGCGGAGCUGGCGGGCGUCAACCUGGGCACCAAGGACGUGGACCGACUGGCUGACAGCCCCGAGGCACCCCGCAUCGUGGGCCGAGACCUGGAGGAUCUCAAGGCCAAGCGGCACCUGGCCUUGGCCGAGAUGCGCCAGCGGCAGCUGCUGGAGCUGGAAAUGCAGAUGGUGGAGCUGCAUGGGCUGUUCCUGCAGCUGGAGGGGCUGCAGGCUGAGCAGCACGGCGCCGCCGACAGCGUGGAGCACCACGUCCUGCGCACCCUCGACUACAUCGCCCAGAGCGGCGGCGAGGUGAAGAAAGCCAUCAAGUACCAGCGCCCGUCGCGGCUCUCCGCCCUGCUGACCGCUCUGCUCAGCCUCUGCGCCUGCUGCGCCUGCCUGCCCUGCCUCGGCGAGACCCUCCGCUGAGCCCGGGCGCUGCCAGGAGCCUUCCGGGCGGAUUGCCCCACGGCCACGCAGAAAUGGUGCCACGAGAGGCGGCUGCUGUCGUGUGACGGUGCCAUGAGAGGCGGCUGCUGUCUUGUAGUGGUGCGACAAGAGGCGGCUGCCGUUGCGGGAUGGUGUCAUAAGAGGCUGCUGCUGCCUUCUUGUGUGGUGGUGCAGGGCCCACGCACACCUUGCACCAUGGCUGAAGGACCGUGCAGACCUCACACGGCAGCAUGGGGGCUGCACAUCCCUUGUAUGAUGGCUCAAGGACCAUGCACACAAUAUGAUGGUGCAGGGACUAUGCACACCUUGCUCCACGGCUGAAGGACUGUGCAGACCUCACACGGCAGCAUGGGGGCUGCACAUAACUUGAACGAGGGCUCAAGGACCAUGCAAACAUUGUAUGAUGGUGCAAGGACUGUGCACACCUUGCACCAUGGCUGAAGGACUGUGCAGACCUCACACGGCAGCACGGGGGCUGCACAAACCUUGCACAAGGGCUCAAGGACCGUGCUCACCUUGUGCAGUGAUGCAGGUACUGUACACACCUCGCAUGGCAGUGUGGGGACCACAGACGCCUUGUGUGGUGGCACAAGGACCAUGCAUACCUUGUGUGGCAGCUUGGGGACCACAUUUGCAUUGCAAGACAAGAACCCAGAGCACUCCAGCACCCAGAGCACUCCAGUACCCUGCGAGGAAGAGCACUUCUAACACUAAGGAGAGGAGAAAAAAAACCCACUGAAGCUUUUGGCAUGUUUAUUGUUGUGUGCAAGGGCAGCUGAUGUCUCAGUGCCACCCUGGAGCAGCUCGAAGGCUCCUUCACAAUGUCUGAACCUGUAUUCUCUCUACUUUCUCCACUGUCUUCUUCCUAGGUGUUUCCCAGGUGCAUGACUGUGGCACUUUCAUCGCUGCUGGUUUGCACGCAGGCUGUCAGGCGGGGGCUGGGUGGCUGAGUGUCCUGAGUGGCUCUCCCAUCAGGGAACUGAGGCAGUUUUUUGGGAGGCUGCAGGAGAUGGGCUCUUUCUUCACCCUGCUAACCCAGCCAAUGCCACACUCCUGCUGCAAUCUUGCUGUAUCCCUUUUCUCUGGUCCCCACAAUCCUGCCUGGACGUCCCCAAACCUCUGCCGUUAGGGGCUGGUUAGGUUUCUCAGGAGCUCUUCGUGGAAAGUCCCUUUCUGUGUUUGGGCAGUGUCUGGGGUUGGGCCCCAGCUGCUUUGGCCACCCUUAGGUUUAUUUUUGUCUCAGUCUUGAGUGUCAAUAAAACAAUUCCUGCAGAACCUCUGGAGUUUUCUCUUUGCAGCAGGUAGCAAAUGA
Pogoniulus pusillus (Red-fronted tinkerbird) is the source of this 2215-nucleotide messenger RNA. Its product is annotated as syntaxin-1A-like. The record is from RefSeq and is a predicted model, not a curated record. The transcript has a single exon. Bases 1 to 882 code for a protein of 293 amino acids. Gene Ontology annotation, cellular component: presynaptic active zone membrane; SNARE complex; synaptic vesicle. Gene Ontology annotation, molecular function: SNAP receptor activity; SNARE binding. Gene Ontology annotation, biological process: intracellular protein transport; exocytosis; synaptic vesicle fusion to presynaptic active zone membrane. NCBI's taxonomy places the organism in Eukaryota, Metazoa, Chordata, Aves, Piciformes, Lybiidae.